AUGGCAGAAGCUCGAUUGCUUUAUCCAAAGCUGGCAGUUUUCGGAGCCUCGGGACCGACUGGACAGGAGGUUGUUAAACAGGCUCUAGCAAAAGGUCAUUCAGUGACAGCAGUCGUAAGAAGCCCGGAUAAAUUCACGCUCAGGUAUUUUAGAUUGGGUCUUCGGGAACACCUUGAUAUUGAAAUAACCGCCCAUGUUAGCCUUUAAAGCGCUUUAUGGAUUUAAAACUCUAUACCCUUAGGAACCAGCUAAAGCUGGUACAGGGGGUGGUGGGUUAGAGUUAGGAGAGUUCUAAACUAAAAAUGUCUGUAGAAGGAAGAUGCAAUAAAAUGUCAACUGAUUUUGAUGAUAAAUUGCUGUUAACGUUAUUAUGCUGAGUUUAAAAUAGUUAUGUUCAGCAUUAGCAAAUCCAAAAAAAGGAUUCUUUAUCUCCCCCUGAUUAAACUGGAAUUUCAAAAUCUCAGAGUUAAUUAAGGUAAGAGUUAGUUUGGGUAGAGGGGUGAUUCAGGGCGGACAGCAGUCGUAAGAAGCCCGGAUAAAUUCACCCUGAGGUAAUUUAGGUUGGGUCUUCGGGAACACCUUGAUAUUGAAAUAACCACCCAUGCAUAAUAGAGGGUUCUGCUGAUGGACUCGCGAUAGUUCAACAAACGUACAUUGAGUUGAAGUAAGACUUAUCACGAGUUUCACAUGAAAUACAAAUGAAUGGUGAUAAGCUCCUUGUGAUACAACGGCAAUGGUUGAAACGUCUGGGUCGUGCGGCUAAGUUAUUCCUUUAUGCAGGGAGUGUAUUUUAGUUGGUUUGUUUGCUUAAAAAGUUGGUCCGAAUAUUGCAAUUCUUAUUUUGAUUUUUUUCUCUAGAAUCGUCUUUUCUUCAUCUUAAUCCAUUAGUAAAUUAGUAGCACCUUUUUUCUUCGUCUCUGAAAAAAAACAUGCAAUUCUGUUUUGAGUAUUGUUUUCAACGGAUGAUCCUUUAAGAAGAAUUGUCACCUUUAUUAGUCUCGCUUGCUUUUUUAGCCGUUUUGGUUUGAAACAGGGUAUCAAUUUCGACCAUUUUGGUCUGAAACAGGGUAUGGUUUGUGCCUUCUAGUCUUGAAUUGGGUAUGUUUUUUAGAAGAAUUAGCCACUUCUUCAUCAUUUGCUGAUAAGACCAUUUCCCUUUUAAUGUUUACGCCAAAUACAGUGUACGUGCCGUGCCGCAACAGCUUGUCAUGCGCUCCGGUCACGUGCCGGGCCCCAGGGCUUCAGGUCUGAAAUAGGGCAGGGAAAAUCACAGAUUUUGCUCUGAAAUAGGGUAAGGGUUUCAGGAAGCGUGCUGCACACCCCACCCAAUUUUUCUGGAAGUACCCCCCGGAAUUUUUGAUCCGUUUUGAAUUGGGUAUGUUUUUUAGAAGAAUUAGCUACUUUUUCAUCAUUUGGCGAUAAGACCAUUUCCCUUUUAAUGUUUACGCCAACUACUGUGUACAUUCCGUAACAGCUUGUCAUGCGCUCCGGUCAGUACCGGGCCUGGGCCGGAAUCCUGCGGGGGCAAUAAUCACAGGGCUGAAAUCCGACGCGAUACUUUCCGUUGUUGACAACGCGUUGAUAACGCGUUAUGAGUUUCAAGUAAGCCAGGCCAAAUUGUAGCAAAAUUCGCUUACAUUCUGCUUCCCCAAAUUAAGUACGAUUGUUUUGAUAUUUCUAAAUCAUUUCUAUGGCUGUAAAAAGCCUUCUACAGACACAUCAGAUAUAUGAUUGAGAGCACGUCACGCAACGAGUUCAAACGAAGAUUUUCGUAUUUUCUCGCCACUUUCCGUGCUACAAUCGGAUCAGUGGCACAACAAACGAUAUGAACAGCGGUUUACUCGUAAGAAUUGAAGAUGGCGACGAAGAAAACAGCGCAGCGCGACGAAAAUAACGGGCGAAUUAGGGGCAAUUUUGCGGCUGUGUUGGACCGCACCAAAAACAAAUCGAUGUAAAAAGAUGAGGAUUUAUAAUACCGCGCUGAAACUUGCCAGGUUUAUUCACAUGAUGUAAAGGAAAAAUGUAUUGAAUUUCCGGCAAUUCCCGGAAUAUUGUGGAAUUUUUGCAGCGGCCUGAAGUUACAGGGCAUUACAAAAGAAUUCCACCUCUAUAUCUCAGGAAAUAUUUACUGGCUACUGCCGGGAAUUUAAAGGUAAAUGAACAAACUAAUUUUCUUGUUAUUCCUAGCUGUCGAGAGAAAGCCAGAAAUACGGAAUUAUUGAAUUUUUGAGCCUGCGAUAUAAAUCGGAAAUAACACCUUUAAUAUGUGUGAAAAUUGACACCUCGCAUAUCAAUUUUCUGAAAGCUCAGUUCUCGCUUGAUAGGCCUGUGUAACUUUUAUUUUGCAAAAUUUCUAAUCAUUUGAGAUAUAAAUUUUUCAAAUGGAAGGGUUUAUAGCAGAUCUAAUACCUUACUAAAGUUCAUUAUUAUUUAUUAUCAUGUUUCUUGUAGAAUUAAUCGCCUCCUCAUUUUUCUAUCUAAUCUCCAAGCAGGCGAGACGGGCAUGCCGCUGUAGGUGCGUGCUUGUUCAAAAUUAUCAAGACCUGCAACUUGGUACCUCUUGCUUUCCAGCACUUUGCAAACUGAAAUUUUAAAUUUUUGUGGAAUUUUUGCUUUAGCCGCUUCUUAUAGGAGUGAAGAGUAGGUUAGCCGGGUCUCUGGUCCAGAGUUGGGUGAAAAAGGAUAAACAUCAAUCUCCUCUGGACUGUGGUGACAGAAAGACCAAUUUGCAUAUGGAAGCGUUUAACGAAAGAAAUGUAAAUAAUAAUUUACUGUGUACGGACAGAAGACUCUCUUUAGGAUCUGCGUAGACGCUAAUGCGCAUAAUUUACUGAUCUAGUAAGGUAGUCUGAUUUGUCAGCCGUCUCCACCCCCUAAUACAACACGUGGCGGUUAUUCGGGGCUUUGUACUUGUUAAAAAAAAAUGGAUACGUGUUUUUGCAGUUUUUCAUCUUAAUAGACUGAUCAUGAUCAUGUGCAUGUUCUUGGGCCAUAUCACUUUGUUUACCUUUAAAGGUGACCGAGAGUAUAUUUUUUGUUUGGUUGAUCAAUCUAAAAUAUCCAAUGUCUGGUGUUGGCCUUAUUCUGCGGUCUAAAGGCCAGGGCCGUCAGGCUGAUUUUUUCUAAUGCCUGGUUCUCAUAUGCGGCGAAACUACCUGAGCCAUCGCUUCCACCGAGGAUGCUGUUCCUACAAAUGAGAAGAUACACCACUCAGAACAACAACGACUGGAAUCGCCUGUAAUACAGCGACUCCUGGCUGUAUUGGGGUUAUAUUGCGGGCAGCUAGUUCUCCUUUUACGGCGAUCGAGUGAAGCGAGCCGCGCGAGAGAACGCGCGAGCGAGCGGCGAAGGUUCUCGCCCCGUAUCCUUUGGCUUGCCGCUCACAUUUGACUUGAGAGGCUACAGUUGUUUAUAAAAUAACUAAGAUAGUACGCACGCUUUCAGGCUAUGCAAACACUGAAAACGUUUUCUAUUGCUUAAAUCCCAGAAGAAACCAAUGUUAACUGAGUGCCAUUAUUAAAUUGCAGUCAUGACAACCUAGAGGUUGUUAAGGGCGAUGUGUUCCAAGCAGAUUCCCUUUUUCCUAUUCUUGAGGGCAAGAAUGCUGUGAUGUCAUGCCUUGGAUUUCAUAGUGGAACUUUUUUCAACCCAACAACAUUGUUCUCCAAGUCCAUAACAGAAAUAAUCACAGCCAUGGAAAGGUACUAACAAUUUAAUUAUGAGUGAAAUGUGUCCGCGAAAUAACAUGCGUAUCACAACCCCUCUUUCGGUAUUCAAAUGAUAUACUGAGUUCAUUUUAUUUUUUUGCAGCCAUUUAAUUGUAAAACAAUCCUAUUACUGGACAAUUAUAUUUUUGCUAUUUUUGUCGGUUGCUGUUGUUGUUGUUAUUGUUGUUAGUAUAACUUUAUAGGGCGAGUUUAUAAAAAAUUCAAACUUCAAAUAGAUUGUAGGGUAUAUUUGUCGGUUAAUAUACCAAAAUCAGUCUCUCUUUCAGUUAGCACUGUACAAUGUUGUACAACAAAAUUUCAUUUUUCGCAUUUCUCGCCGUAAACAUUUCAUGGCGAUUAUUUCAACUCACUAAACUGGUCACCAUCGUAAUUUCUUGAAACUCUCUAUUGAUAAAUCAUACCCCACAUGUGACCCUGCAGGGGCACCCAACGAUAGUUUCCUCCUAAAUGCAUUGAAAACACUUUUUGGAAUAUCCAGAGUACUUUUAGAUCGGCAGGAAUACAUUUCAAGUGGCACUACCAAAUAUUCAUCUGUUCGGUCAUCCUAAGGCAACUUGGCCUUUACCGAUGAUUAGGAGAUCAUUAUUCAUUUUGUCGAAAAUUUCAGAUGCUAUCUUAAGUUUUAUGAAGGUGAGAAUUUUUCCGAUUUUUUCAUAUUUCCAUUAUACUUUCGAAUCCCAAAAGUUUAUUUUCCUUUUCCUGCGAACAAUAGACUAAACCUGGGCAAUAAAAUGUGAAAACAUGAAUCAAGCGUCAGAAAAUUGUAGGGAUGUAGUUAUUGUAUAUAGGUUCAAAUGUCUGGAACAGACGUCUUGAAAGCCGUUUGUUUCUCCUGACCUUGGUUCCAUAAAGCACAAAAGCUUAGCCUAUUUCCGCUCCAAACAGUCUACACUCAAUCUGCACUCAAUUCCAGACCAAAAGGGUACUUCUGUAAAAGGCGGGAAUUUGGCGCGAAACUCACCCACCGCUGUGGCUUUUGAUUGGACGUGUCAUUUUUCUCACACGUGAAAAAUCAUGGUUCGCGUUUCUGAUUGGACGUAUCAUUUUUUUUUUCACGCGUGAAGAAUAUUGUUGGCUUCUCUGAUUGGCUAGAACGUAUUUGCCUAUGAAAAUUUAAGACAUAGCAUUUUGGUGAGUGUGGUAAUAAUAGAUAGCUUUCUGGAGGAUGCUCCGAGGAGUAGCUCUCUUGCGUAUCUCAAGUACUUUCUAACACUCAUAAGUGUUACUUACAGGAAUGGAAUUGAGAGACUGGUCUGUAUUACUGGAAUUUACGCUCAGAACGACCCAGCCAAUCCCAGAUGGAUUACGUUGCUUAGACCGUUUAUGAGAGCCUUUAUUAACGACGUGGUUUUGAUGGAGAACACUGUUAUGCAGUCGAAUCUCAUCUACACUAUUAUGAGGCCUCCGUUUUUAACCAAUGGUAAGUUCCUCUUUGACAAGCCUCCCAUGCAGACGUUCUUGGUCUUGGUCACGCGUUCUUUCCCCACCAACAUUUGUUGGGGAGGAUUGCGUGACGUCUGCGUGGAAGGCUACCCUUUGACGUGAUGAUCGUUUUUAUUUGUGAUAUCUGUUAUCUCUUUUUGUAAUGAAUAUUUAAAGAGGCUGUGUCACGGCUGUCUUGUUCAUUUUGUUGAUACUCCCGAUGUCGAUUAUUCGCUAUUGUGGACUUAGCAUUAGCGAAGAAAGUACUUGUAAAUGAGAAAAUCACAACUUCGUGUCAAACAAAUGAGUCUCCUAAAGAUCAUAUCAAGCGUUACAAACGACAAAAAUGAACUUUGAAAAACUGUUAGUCUAAACAAGUUUUCAAAUACAGCAUUGCAAUGAAGUUGUCAUUUGUGCCUUUUUGUGUAUUUGCUGUGUUAUUUAUACCAUCUUGUUAAGUUUUGAGCGGCUUUUUUCAUGUUUCACUCAAUUUGGUGAUAUUUUUAUCGUUUUAAUUUUAAGAACUGGUUUUUGUGACGCAGCUCCUUUAAAGAAAUAAAGAUAGAGAAUUAUUAAUAGAAUCGCAUAAUUGAGUAAAAUCUCGCAUUCUAAUUGGUUAACGAAGCGAGGUGUUUAGUGUGGAACUGCGAGUUGAAAACGCAUCUACGUAACAACUAUCGUCAAAUUUUAACACAACAACUCCAAAAAAGGUUUUCUACAAAUUCAUUUUAAAUGUUUUCAAAAUCAUUUUCAUGUUUUGAAAAGUUAAAAACAAACAAAAGCGUUUUUAAAAGUGAUCCGGAGGUUCUUUCUUGUUUUGAGCUAAACUACAAAUUCUUGGAGAGGCAUGAGAAACCUUUUUCGCUAGCGGCAACGAGAAAAGAAGAAAAUCCUGUGAACACGGCCCAGAAAAUGGUAAGCCAAAGUUCAACCAAACAAAGGGUACGCCGCUUGCAAUCGUCCUGAAUCGUGGUACUUAGAAAAGUACAAAACAGAGCUGAACUUGAACAGCAUUUCUAAAACACUUCAAGGUACUUACCUUAUAUCAAUCGCGACGUUAAACUUUCAGUGCUUUCCUUCACUUCAUUUCUUUCAGUUUUGCCACCGAAGAGGUAAAGGUGUAAAUUAUUUUCCUUCUCGAGCAAAUGACCAAUUUGAAAAAAGAUGUUAUAGAUGAACGGCUUAUAAAUUCAGUGAAAUACCUCUAUUCAUCAUUAUUAUUAGUGUGAAGCUUGUUUACAUGCAAAAAAGUUUGAAAACAAAUGUAAAAACAAGGACAAGGGACAAAAAAAGUUGUCGAAGGCUCAAACGUGUACGACCUUGCUUCCUAUUCGCUAACGCAAUGACAGUUCUGACAGUUGACUUUGAAAUGGCUUUCUGGAGCGCGCCCUGAGGAUAAAAACAAACAAUAUUAUUGCUGUUUUCUUUUUUUUCUGAUUUUUAUUCGAUUAUGCGAUUCAAGGAAAAUCCAUUACCUGACUCGUGAAUUCCACUUGAAAACCGAUAUCGCGCUCAUCGCGAUAUUGGUUUUCGCGUACAAUUUAACGUGGAAUUCCCUCGUCAGGUAAUGAAUUUUCCUAUAAAAUGGGUAGAUAACAAUCUCAUUCAUUGGCCCUGGCUACCAUAAAAUAUAGCGUCUUGGCAUUGAAUUUCUCAGUAACUGAUACGCUACUUUAGCAUCAGCAAAAGGUGCUUUUGUAAGAAUUUCGACUUAGAACACCUAAAACGUAACGAAAAGAGUUAACCCAACGUUUCGAUGAUGCCACGACAUCAUUAUCAAGUGACAAGAUAAAAAAAAAUUAGGCCGUGGUCAUUCUAAGAGCUUUCCAAUUGCCGGAUGACGCACAGGUGGCCCAAGCUCAGUGUGUGAGUUUAAUCAUUAAUACAUACAGUUUCAUACUGCGUAAUUUAAAAUGGACGUGAAUAUAAAGGACUUGUAAGGGAAUUCAGGUAAAAGAUUCAAGUAGAUAAAUACUCGCUAGAAUGUUCAAUAGAAUGUGUGUGGUUAUUUUCCCGAUCCAUUACGAUUUAAGCGAUUUCCUUUAACCCCGAGACUUGGGACCAUUUUAAAUUACCCAAUAUGAAACUACAUGUAUUAAUGAUUAAACUCACACACUGAGCUUGGGCUCCCUGUGGGUGAUGUAUAUGGUAAAAUGCAAUAGUUUGUAUUUUAAGGUAAAGAAAAGUUUCUUCCUUUCUUUAGGACCUGCAACUGAUAAUUAUAUGGUUGCCGAGGGCCAAUUCGUACCAAAUUCUUCUUGGACAUUGUCGCGAGCAGAUUUAGCUCAUUUUAUGUUGAAGUCGUUACAGUCAAAUGAAUGGGACAAGAAGGGCAUGGCGAUUGCUGGUGGAAAAUAA
Messenger RNA from Porites evermanni, 7508 nucleotides. NCBI's taxonomy places the organism in Eukaryota, Metazoa, Cnidaria, Anthozoa, Scleractinia, Poritidae. The record is from the annotation of a GenBank genome assembly.